CGGUUGCAUGCCUUGCCUGUGUCGGCCGUCCGCGAUGGCUGGCCGCGGCGAGGCUAGAGGGGCUCUGACUGCUGCCGACGGCGCCGUGCUCAUCGCGGCCGCGGUCCAGGCGGCGGUGAAGUCUGGACCGCCUCGGCGGACGGCGGGAGCGGUGACGCGUUCGGCGAUCUCGGCGGUCGCUUUCGCCAUCGCCAGACCUGGAACGGCACUGUGGACGUUGAAGCCCAGGCUGAAUGAGACCAAGCUCGUGGCGGUCGUGAUCGGCGGCGAAGGCGGCGCGGCGGCGGCGACGGCGACAGCGCCUCGCGGGAACGCGACGCACGGCGCGCGGCGGAGCAGCGGGAGCAGCGGGACGGGGUGCGAGCCCCGCUCCUGAGGCGGACGCUGACGACGACGGCGCCGAGGACAUGUUGGUGGACGACUCCUGGGCCGACGGCCUGGCAAGGCCCGCCCAACGCCUGGCGGCGGCUGCAGCUGCCCCCGCGGAGCCUGCUGCUGUGGCGGCGGGCGGAGUGGGUGCGGCGGCGAACGUCGGCGCGGAGCACCGCGCGGGCGUGGCUUCUGGAGGGGCCGCCGGUUGCGCCGCCACUGGAGCCGGCCCGCGUGACGCGGGGUCGAGGCCAGCGCCGGAGUCCACUCGUCGGGGGGCGGUGGCUGCGGAGCGAGAGGAGCUGCUGGCGAAGCUCCUCCGCCUUAUCCCCCACGCCCAUGCGAGCUUGCACGGCGGGAUCUCGACCUCGACGCUCCGAACGAUGGUCGAGCGAGGAACCGCCCAGCGGGAGUCGGAGACGGCUGCUGGCUCUGGAGCGGCGGCGGCUGGCCCUCGCCCCCAGCCAGCAUCGGUGAGCGCCGCUCGGGCGCGAACCCGCGGGCUGGCGGCGGGUGAGGCCGCAGGAGGUGGACCCCAAGCCGAGGGCCAGCGCGAGGUGUGGAGUUCACCGCUUCCUCGGGGGCCGGGGGUCCUGCCUGCGGGCCGUGCGAGCACUGUUUGGGUUCGCUGUGCAUGUUCAAUUCAACAAAGGUUCGCCCGC
Prorocentrum cordatum is the source of this 1031-nucleotide messenger RNA. The record is from the annotation of a GenBank genome assembly. NCBI's taxonomy places the organism in Eukaryota, Dinophyceae, Prorocentrales, Prorocentraceae.